This is a messenger RNA of Bicyclus anynana (squinting bush brown), 1450 nucleotides long. Its product is annotated as protein PRRC1. The record is from RefSeq and is a predicted model, not a curated record. The transcript is spliced from 9 exons. Gene Ontology annotation, cellular component: cytoplasm. Gene Ontology annotation, biological process: activation of protein kinase A activity. NCBI's taxonomy places the organism in Eukaryota, Metazoa, Arthropoda, Insecta, Lepidoptera, Nymphalidae. The coding region runs from base 166 to 1284 and encodes 372 amino acids. Gene Ontology annotation, molecular function: protein kinase A regulatory subunit binding.
UUUUAUUUCAUUCUGAUUACACGAUACGUUAUGAAGUACGUGUUAAAUUAAAUAAAGAGUAUAGCUAACAAACAACGCAACUGUGGUGGUGCAAUAUGGUUUACGAUUCGUGAACAUAGUUCGUGUUUGUAAUCAUUAAAACGUGUGUUUUCCUUAGAUUUAAUAAUGAAUAACGAGAGAAAAACCAAGAUACCAGCGGCACCUACAUUUUCUAGCAGCGGCAACCUGUUGUCGAAUGUCGCACCACCAACAGAAUUGCCAAAUUUUGUAACCACAACCGCGUCGCAAAAUCCACCGGCUUCCAAGACUCCUGAUGUGGUGCCACCAGCAUAUGCAAUACCAGCAUCACAACUGCCACCUGUAAGCCAAAAUAUUGGCACAAAACCUGAUCAACCCUCACCAGAGAGCCCUGAGAAGUUUAGUCCAGCCAUACCACUAUGCAAAGGAGAGCCUACUUUACCCAUAAGGUCACCAGAAGACUCUUUGACAACUCUGUCACCUGAGUCAAUGCCUGAUUCUAUCCCAGAUAUGGAAAUGGAGAAGAUUGGUGACAUAAUGCCAGGCAGUGGCUUACUCACAUGGAUGAAAGGUGCUGUCUCUACUGGAGGGAUUUUACAAAGAGUAGCAGAGAAGGCAAAGAGUUCAGUAGACUCAAUGAUAACCACACUAGACCCACAAAUGAAGGAAUAUCUAAGAAGUGGCGGCGAUAUGGUCGUAGUUGUUGCAUCAGAUAAAGAAGCAAAAGUGUCCCCGGUCAGAGAGGCUUUCCAAACUGUCUUCGGAAAAGCAACUGUAGUCGGCUACCCGGCGGUCAGUGACGUCACAGCCGAGCAGCCCGUCAGCUACGCAGCCGCGUACGCGUCCGCCAAGCAGCGCAUCGCGUACAUCCGCUCCGUGCACGGCGAGCUCACCAACAACGUGCCCGUGCUCGCUGUCGAGGGCUUCGUGCAGGAGACAGUCACUGACAGAUGGUACGCCUUGGACCUGCUGGUGCUGUCGCAGCCGUCGCUCGGCAUCGAGCUGCAAGUGCAGUCGCAGGCCACGCCGGUGCCGGCGGCGGCGGUGGCGGCGGCGCAGGCGGCCACCCCACCCGACUACACCCACGCGCAGACCGGCUACAGUGUCACCAUCGGUUCCAUCAUGGCUGCCAACUUACAGGUUCCACACACUCAGUGGCAAGAAGCGGCGACGGGCGUGUCUCGGAGGGAAAUACUACUUUUGGCGGCAAAAUCACUCGCGGGCUCCUUCAAGAAGUUGUUGGCUGUCUCCGCUGCUGAGGAAUAGAAAUACAAUUUAUCGUUAAAAUAUAAAAUAUUGGAAUAUUAAUUAUAUUACGUGAGCACAAAAUUUAUGAAGAAUCUACGUUUUAUUUAGUUUUAAGUAUGUUGUAAGUGAUAUAGUUUAAAAGUACUAAAAUACUUAUAAAAUAAAAGACCUUUUAAAGACUGAA